Messenger RNA from Phialemonium atrogriseum, 2059 nucleotides. RefSeq lists its product as uncharacterized. Gene Ontology annotation, molecular function: transcription cis-regulatory region binding; zinc ion binding; DNA-binding transcription factor activity, RNA polymerase II-specific. The coding region runs from base 113 to 2059 and encodes 648 amino acids. The transcript is spliced from 7 exons. Gene Ontology annotation, cellular component: nucleus. The record is from RefSeq and is a predicted model, not a curated record. Gene Ontology annotation, biological process: regulation of DNA-templated transcription. Lineage: Eukaryota; Fungi; Ascomycota; Sordariomycetes; Cephalothecales; Cephalothecaceae.
AGCGAAUCAACAAAAGACUUGAGAUUCUGACAGUUAUAGCCUCAGUGGUUGGCAGUGUACUGCCUCCGAAUACUCAUUGUCUCUCUCGUCUUCCGAGUGGUAGCGGGUUAUUAUGGCUCGCGCGAGUGAGUCGGCACCAGCCAUCGAAAACGAGUCCCCGGCACCGGCACCGGCACGGAUUAGACGGAACACGGCUUGCGUUCGGUGCCGGGACGCCAAGGUAAAAUGCAACGCAAGUCUAAAUCCAAACCAGACCUGUUCGCGGUGCUCCAAGUCAGGCCUGCCUUGUGUCUUCGACAGAAACCACAAGAGAGCAAGUGGAAGAAGCAAACUGGAGGAACUCGCAGCCGAAGUUCGAAACAUCAAAGAAGCUGUGGGCCCAAGGGCACUCUCGGCUGCCAUGGCAACACCUCCCGUUCGGCAAGAACUACCAAGCCUGCCCCUUGCUGACUCCCAACCAUUCACAAACCAUCUUAUCCCGAGCUCCACUGUCUCCAAUGUUACAGCCUCCUUUACGGCUCCAGGGCUUGGGGGCUUCCUCCAGGUUCAGACGCCUUCUCUAACAACAUAUACGACUCCAUCACCGCCAAGCGGACUGCCGGCUGAACCAAGAGCCCUAGGGUCAAGGGUGCUUCCCAGUGAAGACAUCGACUACUAUUUCACCAAAUACUUCGAUCAUUUCCAUCCGCAUCUUCCAGUAGUUCGGACUCGAGAUCCCAAUGCCUGCUACAAAUCUGGACCCCUGCUUUUCUGGGCCAUAAUUGUCACUGCGUGCCGUAGGUACGCAAGAGACGAGGGCAUCUUCCAGUUUCUCGUCGACUCGAUAUCAUCAGAGGUCUGGGCUGCAGCAGCUCAACCUCCCCUCCGACCACCAACUAUCAGUGCACUCCUCCUCUUGGUUACAUGGCCUCUACCGACCAUUCGGUUCAUAUCAGACCCAUCGAAUAUAUAUGCGGGUAUUGCUCUUAACUCGUGCCUUACAAUUGGGUUACAAACCGGAAAGGGUUGUCGUCCCGAGUUCUGUGGCCCCCUAUACCGGCUCGAGACGACCGACGAGGAGGCCACAUACACCUGGGCGGCCUGUAAUAUCCUUUGUCAACGCAUUUCGUCAUAUAUAGGUUACCCCUCAACGGCGUCUUUGUUUGGCAAGUCGAUAGACAGGGUGCUAGACGGCACGAUAUCUUGGACUGUCCCACGCAGCUUUAUCAUCCAACUGGAGACGGCACGCUUCUCCAACAGGCUAAGCAAAACUGUAGCUGCUUGUCUGGAAGAGGCACCCGGAGUUUCCCAUCAUCUGGUUGCUCAGAUGGAAGAAGAGUUUGCUAAGCUUCAGAAGUUCUCGUACCCCGAUAAUGCAGAUCAGGACAACUUUACCCUGCUGCUGACGCUCCUGGAUCUGCAAAUAUACUACUUGAUGCCCUUGCCAGGCUUCAGCGAGGAGAUCUUGAAGCGCAACGUCUUGAGAUGCUACAACACGGCACAAAGUCUCGUCAGAUUGGCACUCAAGCUGCAGCGAGACACGGCUUUUCUCACACACGCGCCACACUUCGUCUUUAGGGCAUUGCUUGCCGCGUCCUGCGUUUUUCUGACCUUUCAACUGUCUUCUUAUGCCCUUGCCUUCGAGGGCGACUCGGGGGAGGCAUUGAUUGGCGAUGCACUGGCUGCCAUGAGGGCCUGCUCCGUUCAAGAGGGGGACCUGCCAGUGAGAGCAUCAAACAUGAUGGAGAAGUAUUGGAGCGUCCGACACCGCAUCCCAAAAUCCGAUGAUUGGAAAUCCGGUCCCUCGUGCUUUGCGCACCGCCUGGGGGCGAGUAUUGCAUUCGAUUGCCUUCGGAAGUGGAAAAAGGAACUCGAGCAGGUGCGCAGUAGUGCAUCCAAUCUCCCGGAGCAAGGACCAGGCCUGCCUGAAGCUGACGCAACGACCUUUGCAGAAGGGCCACAAGCAAGCCUGGGUACUGCUGAGGAGGGGUUGAACGAUAACCUUCAGCAACUUGACUGGAAUGCAUUCAUGGACGACUUCGACUGGAGUUUUACCUCCAACUACCUCAAUGUUUCAUGA